Molecule: messenger RNA, 1970 nt
Organism: Aedes albopictus (Asian tiger mosquito)
Lineage: Eukaryota; Metazoa; Arthropoda; Insecta; Diptera; Culicidae
Gene: unpg
Product: homeobox protein unplugged
Exons: 3
Coding region: 123-1556 (477 amino acids)
Biological process (GO): regulation of transcription by RNA polymerase II; regulation of nervous system development
Cellular component (GO): nucleus
Molecular function (GO): DNA-binding transcription factor activity, RNA polymerase II-specific; RNA polymerase II transcription regulatory region sequence-specific DNA binding
Source: RefSeq, a predicted model, not a curated record
AAGUGUCCCCCGAUCGAUGAAGUCACGUUUCGCCGCCGUAGUUGUUAGUACGCGCGACUCCGUCGGACACUGGCACAGUUGCUCUAGUACGCCUUCAUGCCCUAUCGCGGAAACUCAGCGACAUGGAUAAAGCGACCGAGCUGAUUCAAGCGACGCCUCCGGAAGAUCGCUUGAAGCUGUCGCGUCUUCCGAGUUCUUCGUUUACCAUCGAGAACCUUAUCGGGACGGAGCACCGCCGGGGUGGAAGCCCACCGGGGUCGGUUCGUCCGCGAUUGGGACCGUCGUCGGAUUCCACUGGGUCGUACCUGGUCAACGCGGCCGCUGGAUACAAUGCGGCAGCCAUGCUAUCGUUCACGAACUUCCCGCUGUACAAUCCGUGGGUGGGAUACCUAUCGCCGGCGGCCAACGAGAAACUAUCGCAACUGUUUUCCAGUGCUGCCAGUGGCGUGGGUGGAGUUGGGGGUGACAAACGUGUCCAUAAAUCAGUGCCAGGUGCGCCGAUAGAUGGGUCUGGCAGCGGGGACGAUGUGCCCGAUCAAAGUGAUAAAUCGUCAAUCGAAGUGAACGCCUUCAAGACGUUUCCAGGGGCGACGUACGCAGGGGCUGCGCCGAAUCUCGAAGUGGCAGCGCAAUAUUUUGCAAACAGUGCUCGAAGGUCCUUCUAUAAUCCGACGGAUUUCGGUGAAAGUGCUUCAAGUGGUAGUGAUAAGAUAAAUCAUAGCAAUUACAGUGGUGCGAACAUCGGUGGGAGAAUAUUUCUAAGGAAUUUUAGUAGUGACUUGGCGGCGGCGUCUUCGCCGGCAGUUGUCAAUCAUAGUAGCCUGGAGCUGCAGGACACGGAUUCGAGGCAGUCGUACCUGAACAUUGAUCGGGAUGAGGAUGAGCGGCCGGUGGCGGUGGGGGUUGCUGAUGGCGGAGCGGAUAGCAAUGAUGACGGGUCGUACAGUGACGAUAUCAGCUUGUCGCUAUCGCCGACAGGGUGCGGAAAAGGCAACGAACUGGAUGAGACCGAUUCCGAACCAUGUUCGGACGACGAUGAAUCUGCUCCACACGGUACACCUCACUCAAAAACGCCCAAUGACGGUACGGGAGCCAACGGACCUAACGAAAACUGUUCCAAAUCUCGCCGGAGACGAACUGCCUUCACCUCGGAACAGCUCCUGGAGCUGGAACGGGAAUUUCACGCCAAAAAAUACCUUAGUCUGACAGAGCGCAGCCAGAUCGCGACCACGCUGAAGCUGAGUGAAGUUCAGGUCAAAAUCUGGUUCCAGAACCGGCGGGCCAAAUGGAAACGGGUCAAAGCGGGCCUGAACUCCCACGGGCUUGGCGGCCGGGGUGGAUCCAACGGGGCCACCGCCAACAGCACCAAAAUCGUAGUUCCUAUUCCGGUGCACGUGAACCGGUUCGCGAUCCGAUCUCAGCACCAGCAGAUGGAGAAGAUGAACCUGGUCGGUCCGAAGGCGGAACUGCGCAAGGAUCUGGGCUUGGAGCCGAGCAGUUUCGAGCGGUUCGGGCUGAGUAAGUUGGGACCGAAGUCAGGGGCCGGGGGGUUUUGAGGGGUGAACAUGGGUGGAGUGCGUGCGACCAAUUUGUGUGAUAGCGAUUGUUUUAUAGGAUAGGGUAAUUUUAGGAACUUGAUUGAGAGGAAGAGCGAGGCACACAAUUUCUUCAUUGAGCUCUCGGGUGGCACACUGCGGGUAGAAUUAGGGCCAAUUAGUCAGCGAGUGCGGGGAUUUAUUUUUCAAAUCGUUUACGCUCUCAGGCCAUGAGUGACGGACAGUCCACGGACGGGAGUGAACUGCAAGAGAUGUACUUUAAUUUGAGUUAGUUCGACGAUGAUUAUUAUACAAAUUGUGUGUAUAUGUAUGACUACGAAUCGAAUGCACUGUAAUGUAGUGAUUAAUCUAGUUCUAAGGGAGCAUCGCGUGGACAUGGGAGGGGAAAAGUUGCACUUUUAAUAAUAAGGUACA